ACCCAUGUGCAAAUGUAAAGUUCUUCCCUCUUUUGCCUUUACAGCUUUUACUCCCUUUUCCUUGGAUAGAAUCAUUUGAUAGCUCGAAGGCCAGGAAGCCAUCAUCUCAACUACUGCAGCUCUGUACCAAAGUGUUCCUGGAAAGGGAAGUCAAAAGGGAAAGUCAUCCUUCGCCGUAUUUGAUUCUGUUGAGAUAUAUAUAGUAAUUUACAUGUGCUUUCUGUUUCUGCACACACCGAAAGGCACUGUGAUGGAUGAUUACUUUUUGGGUUCCUGACACUAAUCACUUGGAUUCUGCACUUCACAGAGCAAAGCUUGGCUUGUCAGAUUGUAGGGUUGACUCAUCUAAUCCUUAUACCUAAAGGAGAUUAGUCAAAGUUUAUGUUCAACUCUGUUAUGCUGCCACCUUCAUCAAAAGUCUUAAGUAGCAGCUGCUAGCUGCUAGACCACAAGUAAUCUUCAAUGAGAUACUUGUGAAACCAGAGACUAGUAACUGUAGGAACAUCACAGUACUUGAAAUGUGUCAAUGCAAUUUGCCAACAAGUUAGUUUAGAUCAAAAGAUGAAUGACUGCUAACAACAGAUUAAACUGAUGUUUUAAGAACCAGCUGAGCCAAAUGCAUAAUCAAAUUCAUUGAGCACAUUUUCUCUUGCUAUCCAAAUUAUCAUGUGAGAACACCUCCAUAGAAUCAUAGGUCUCUCUCUCUCUCUCUCUCUCUCUCUCUCUCUAUGUGAUGAACGUAAUUGAGGAAUCAAAAAUUUGAGUUACUUGUGAAUAUAUCCCACUUUCUUCCUUGUCGGUGGAGUGCACAAACAACCAAAAUCUUGCAAACUAUUCAAUAUCCAGGAGCCAAACACCAAAGUUCUGCGGCUCUUAGCCCACACUGCUUGCUCUUGUUUCCAUCCCCAAGUACCAGAAAAGAAAUGAGCAAAUGCAAUCACAUACCACCCAUGCAUGGAUGUUUUUGGAUAUCUUUUGAAUACUCUCUGUGUUGUCCUUAUCAUGUUCAUGUUGGGACCUGAAAUUGAAAAAGUGCACACAUCGAGUAUGGGUAUUUCUACUGUCAUUUUAGGUCUCCAGGGAACCACAUAGUUUGCCAUCCAAAACAGAGGGGUGAAUGGUGGGGAGACUUGAAGGAUUGGAGAUGGUGGCCUGAAGAAUUUGAAGUGGGUAAAACUAAAAAUGAUAUCUUUUUUUUUGCUUCUCUGAACCAAGAGGAAUGGCGUGAUGGUACCCAUCAUUUUUCUCUGUAAUUUUGCCCACCUGUGGUUCCCUCCAUGCUUGACAUUGGAGCUCGGUCCCAUCAUUAGGAUUCCAGAGACAGAGCAAGCGAUGUGGAGAAAAGGAAGGGUGGGGUGGCGGUAGAAGCAAAGAGACGAGAAAUGGUUAGUGCGAUGGAUUCUCCUUUUGCUUCCUAACCGUCCUUCGUUUUCGGAUCGAAAGGUUUUGCUUCGCAAGUUGAUGAUUCCUUGUUUUCUGGAGGAAGAAACCCCUUUUAGGUUCUCAAGUAUGAAUCUUUCUUACAGAAAAUGAAGAGCAGAUGAAGGAAAGAUUGGAUCUUUAGGUCGUUCUUAGAGAAAUCGGGUUCAAGUUUUAAUCUUUUCCUUUCAUCGUACAUAUUCAAGUUCAUCUUUGCAAAUAGCUUAGACUAAAUUCUUUUUUCUUACUGAAAACAGAUGCUUUGAUUUUUCUGACAUAGAUUGAUGUUUUUUCUCUGUUGUUGCAAGUAGAAGUGUCCACCCAUCUCUGCAAUUCCACUGGCUCUUGUAGAACUUUCACUCUCCUGAAAUGCCACUGAGUUGUAACUUUGCAUCUAAAGUUUGAACUUCUCGUCCUGAAAAAGCUCUAUUGUGUGCAGACUCCAUGAUGCCCUCUUGAAUGAAUUCUCAUUGUGAAGUUAUCGAGCAACAGGCAAAGAAAUAUGACUGAUUUUAGAGUCAGAAAGCUUGGGCAAGGUCAGAUGAAAGCCAGAAAUGUUCCCAUCGCUGUAACUCCUGAAGGGUUUUGGUGUUGCCCCUCUCCUGCAGUUCUACAAAAGACCAUUAAAAAUCAAAAUCACCAAAACAAGAAAAAGAUACUGUCUACAAUGCCGUCAAAGGCAUCUUCUGUUCAGAGGCCAAUGAGUUCCCCAGUAGACAAAGGAACACUUUCUGAUCCAUUAAGUUCAAGAGUUUGUUCCGAGGAUAAUAGUUGUCUUACCUCUGAUACUGCUGCUAAAAGUCCAACAAAGGCAGCUGAGAGUCUCUCAAAAUUAAAUGUUGGGAAUCAACACCAAAAAAUUUCUGUGGGCUUUGGUCAGCCUGAGACCAGUGAUUUGAAGAUUAUUUUGUUUGGGAAAGAGGGAAUUGCCGUCGAGAUGAGCGUUCACAAGGCCAUUCUCACAGAACACGGUAGCUUCUUUGCAGAAAAAUUCUCUAGGCAAUCUCCGGUACCAUUUUUUGAAAUUUCUGACUGUGAAGAUGUGGAAAUUUAUGUUGAAACUGUGGGGUUAAUGUACUGUGGUGAAGUAAAACACAGAGUAAUCAAGCAAAGUGUUUCACGUGUGCUCCGCAUUCUAAAGGUUGCUGAAUCGCUUGGCUUCCAUGCAUGCAUUAAGGCAUGCUUGGAUUACCUGGAGGUAGUCCCAUGGGUUGGUGAAGAAGGAAAUGUGGUGUCAUCUGUCCAACAUCUUCAGAGCAAAAAUUAUAGCAUAAGUCCUAUAUUAAAGCGAGUAUUUUCUGAUACAUCGAAACCUCCAAAUGAUACUCUUGCUCAUAUAAUGGAGCUAGUCCUCAGAAGCAACGAGGAGAGAGGUCGACGUGAGAUGAAAUCAUUAGUGCUCAAACUUCUCAAGGAAAACAGUUUCUGGACUGAUGGAUCCGUAGACAUAUGCAUCGGAACUUUGUAUAGUUUAUGCCAAAGCUGCUUAGCCUCGUUGAUAGAGCUCUUUAGACAAGCAUCCAAGUCUACUCGUAUCGAAAGCAAGGAUCCUACAGUGAGGAAGAUAGCUCUCGAGGCAGAAAAUCUUCUUUGGUUGGUCGAGAUUUUGGCUGUCAGGCAUACUGCAGAUGAAUUUGCCUUGAUGUGGGCUAGUCAAAAUGAGCUUGCUCAGCUGCACUCAAAGCUUCCAGUCAUGUCGAGGCACCGAGUUAGCUGCAUUACUGCCAGGCUUUUUGUUGGUAUUGGAAGAGGAGAGAUGCUUCCAUCGAAGGAAACUCGGCAGCUGCUAUUGCAUGUAUGGUUGCAGCCACUGGUUGAUGACUACAGUUGGUUACAACAUGGUUGCAGACAAUUCGACCGCAAGGUUGUUGAGGAAGGAAUAGGCCAAACUAUUUUGACACUUCCUUUAGAAGACCAGCAAAGUGUUCUGCUGUCAUGGCUGGAGAGCUUCUUGAAGGUUGGUAGUAACUGCCCUAAUCUGCAGAGAGCCUUUGAGGUAUGGUGGAGGAGAACUUUCAUAAGGCCUUACUUUGAGCAACAUGGAAACAAUCUAAAAAUGGACAGAAAUUGAGUAGUUAGGUUGCCCUGUAUUAGCUGAGUGGUUUAUGAUGAGUUGCGAAAGGAGUGUACAUUGGUUUGAAGAUGCAUUCAUUCUUGAAAGUUAGCAUCAUGGUGAUGGCGGCUUAUAGACUGGAAAUUUUGAGCUACUAAUCUUGUGGCAGACCUGAUUGGCCCUUUAGUAGCAUCUCAGGAUUGAGUUUAAGCUUGCAGGUUUUGAUCUGUUGAAGGCAUGGCUGGAAGUGCAUAAAGGAGGUGCAAUAUCCUGAUUGGUUGAUCAUCUUUCCCUCUCUUUAUGGAUGAGAACUGAAAUCAAAUCUUUACUAAUAGAACAAACACAUGAAUUCAGAAUUCCAUAUGUGGAGUACACUGAACUUGACAUUCCUGAGACAAAAGUUUGUAAUGAUACUAAGUAGAAACUAUAUAUUUUCAUCUUUUGUUGGCUA
Musa acuminata AAA Group (dessert banana) is the source of this 3923-nucleotide messenger RNA. RefSeq names its product BTB/POZ domain-containing protein At3g50780-like. NCBI's taxonomy places the organism in Eukaryota, Viridiplantae, Streptophyta, Magnoliopsida, Zingiberales, Musaceae. The record is from RefSeq and is a predicted model, not a curated record. Gene Ontology annotation, molecular function: protein binding. The coding region runs from base 1922 to 3490 and encodes 522 amino acids. The transcript is spliced from 3 exons.